CCAUUUUGUGUCCGGUGGAGCCAGAGACAGCGUCCCCUCCGCGGCAGAGACACCGGCAGAGACCCCGUCCAGGACCGGGACAACCGAGGAGCAAAACCCCGACUCAUCCACCCGCAACGAGCCGCUGACGUGGAGCCAGCCGCCCGGAGGACAGCACCCAGCCAGCCCGAGCACCGUGACAGGAGGGGGCUGCGGCUCGUAACGUACCCGGGUCUCCGGCUCUGCUCCCCGGCCAGACCUCCGCCUCUCACCCGGCUGGUUAGCUUCCCCUCCCUGGCUAGCUUCCCAGCUAACACCGUCCCUCUCCCCCAGGGGGAACCAGCGCCUUCCCCGGGCUGUCAGUCCCACCCUCCCGUCGUGUGAGCUCCGGGGCAUGUCCCGCUCGGUCUUCGGGGACUUUUCCCACCUUUGGGCCGGUUUCGCUCCCACUUUACCCGGCCAGCGGUGCUAGCUAGCCGCGGCGCAGGCUAACAAGUUGACGUGGAGCCCGGAACUCGAGCCUCUGGUCCGGGGACAUUCCUCCUCCUCCUCCCGCGGUCGGAGCUUUGAUUUCCAGCGGAUCUUUGUCACUUCUUCGUGCUACCGACUCGUUCCUCCUGCUAACCCGGUCCCCAGGUCACAUCAGCCCGGUAGCGAUGGUUAUUAGGAUCCACGGAGCCCCCCGCAGUGUUUACCAAGUCCCCCGCGGGACUCGCUCCGGGUUCCCGGUCUGCAGCGGCAGCUAACACCCCCCCCGCGGUGCUCGGUGUCCCCGUGUGGACUUUACAUCCUCCGGCAGAAUUGAUUGUGGACUUGUCCUCUGUCACCAAACAAGCUUUGUGUCUCGCUUGCGACAUCAGUGGAGAGAGGAAGAGGAAGAAGAAGAAGAACUCGUCUGGUUCAGAUCCGCCUGGAGAGAGGGACGUCCCGGGGAGCUUGAUCCGGUGAUCGGGUCGGUGUCGUGCGGAUUGAACUGAAGAAGAGGAGAAGAAGAAGAGGAAGAGGAAAGGAAUAAUAAAGAGAUGUCAGGCCAAUCCAUUACGGACCGGAUCGCUGCAGCCCAGCACAGCAUGACCGGGUCGGCCAUCAGCAAGGCGGUGUGCAAGGCCACCACGCACGAAGUCAGCGGCCCCAAGAAGAAGCACCUGGACUAUCUGAUCCACUGCACCAAUGAGAUGAACGUGAACAUUCCCACGCUGGCCGACACGCUCUUUGAGCGCACAGCCAACUCCAGCUGGGUGGUGGUCUUCAAAGCCCUCAUCACCACCCACCACCUCAUGAUGUACGGCAACGAGCGUUUCAUCCAGUACUUGGCCUCAAGAAACACUCUGUUUAACCUGAACAACUUCCUGGAUAAGGGCGCUCUGCAAGGCUAUGACAUGUCGACCUUCAUCAGACGAUACAGCCGUUACCUGAACGAGAAGGCCAUGUCCUACAGACUGGUGGCCGUGGACUUCACCAAGAUGAAGAGGGGGAUUGACGGAGUGAUGCGCACCAUGAGCACAGAGAAGCUGAUCAAGACGCUGCCCAUCAUCCAGAACCAGCUGGAUGCUCUGCUGGAUUUCCAGGCCAACCCCAACGAGCUGACCAACGGAGUGAUCAACUCGGCCUUCAUGCUGCUCUUCAAAGACUCCAUACGGCUGUUUGCUGCUUACAAUGAGGGGGUCAUCAACCUGUUGGAAAAGUACUUUGACAUGAAGAAGACCCAGUGUAAAGACGCUCUGGAGAUCUACAAGAAAUUUCUUUACAGGAUGACGAAGCUGUCAGAGUUCCUCAAAGUGGCCGAGCAAGUUGGAAUAGAUCAGGGUGACAUCCCAGAUCUCUCACAGGCCCCCAGCAGCCUCCUGGAGGCUUUGGAGCAGCACCUGGCCUCUCUGGAGGGCAAGAAGACCAAGGAGCUGAACGCAGACACCAGAGCGUCCACCUUGUCCAGCGCCGUCUCCUCCCUGUCCUCCACCGGCAUGUCCUUCAGCCGCAUGGACGAGAAGGAGAAGCAGCAGGCCCUGGAGGAGGAGCAGGCCCGACUGCAUGCUCUAAAGGUCCCUCAGGACCAGCGCCUGAAGGAGAUGAACAUGCAGACUCCGCCCUCUGCCUCCCCCAGCAGCCAAUCGAUAGGCCUCGCCAACAACAACCACAUCACACAAAACCCAGAGUUCCUCACCUCCACGCUGUCCGCCAACAGCGUGCCCAAUCUGAACAGUGACCUGUUUGAUCUUCAGCCGGCCUUCAUCCCCGCUGUGCAUAGCAAUCCUUCCAUCUCCACCGCCAACAGUGCCUGGGGAGGACUGGAGCCAGCAGCGACCAUGGCCGUAGAUUUCGAUGCGGUGUUUGGGAAUAAAGCUGAACCCAGUAACAACGGCCACCAACCUGCAGCCGGUUUCGAUGCCCUCGGAGACUUGAUGAAGCCGACGAUUCACGCACACAGCCAGCCUCCACCUCAGAUGACCAUCCACCACGGAGGGAAGAUGCUCGCCAACGACCUCGACUCCUCUCUGGCCAACCUUGUGGGAAAUCUGCAGUUCGGUGGGAUCCCAGUCAAGAAGCCAGAGAUGCACUGGAGCCAGCCCGGGGAGAAGAAGCUGACGGGGGGGCACAACUGGCAGAACAAGACCAUGUCCACCACACAGUGGGGUCCGGCGCCCGUGGCUCCACAGCCCAUGCCUGUACAACACGUGGCUCCGGCUCCCAUGGCGUUCCCCAUGACCUCACCGCAAGUGCCUGUGUAUGGAAUGGUCCCUCCCCAGAUGGGUCAGAUGGGCGGGGUCCAGAUGAUGGCUCCUCAGCAGAUGAUGUACAACCAGGCGGUCCUCAGACCCACCAACCCCUUCGCCCCGAUGCCCGGCGCCCAGAUGCAGUUUAUGUAAUCCAGUCGGGGGGGUAAGCAGAGUGCCAAAAGCGACAAACAAACAAACAAACAAACAGCAGAAGAAGAAGAAGAAAAACACAGGAGAGGAACGAUUUGAUCAAGUUUAAAAUGACUAAGACGACAAGAACCGAAACAGGAAGUGGACAGAGGCGGAGACUCAACAGAGGACAGGGGGGGGGGUAGUGUGGUGUCAUCCUGGCUGGUCGUUGUCUGAAACAACUCCGUGUGUGUCUGUGUGUGUUAACGUGUGUGUGUGUGCAGCUUCUUCUCGUGGUUCUGAUUCGUGUUUUAAAUCCCAUCGAUGGAGUGAUGUUUCAGGAGAGGGAGUAAAGACGGGAGAGAAAGACAGGAGGACGGAGGACAGACGAGGGGACGGAGAGAGGGAGGGAACUCUACCUCUGGUUUUCAGUCAGACGUUGUGUAUUUAUAUUUCUGACUGACGCGAAAGUCUCUGCUGCAGAAUUAGCUUUAUUUCAUACUGGUGCUAUCUCUUCUUCUCUGGUUUCUGCCGCCUGCAACGGCAACUCGCGAGUGUUUUACGAGAGGAGUAAAUUUAGUGUGAGUGCGGAGGUGUGUGUUGUGUGUUUGUGCCGAACGUGUGUACUUGUUGCACUGCAGUUGUUUCAGACGAUGCCCUCACAACCGACCUCUGUUCCCCCCCCCCUCGUUCUCCGACUGCGUCCAAUCAGCGAGAGGUGUUACGUCUUCUGGUGUUUCCCGAAGUUUUCUGCUCUGUUGGGAAAAUCUUAGUAUUUUUUUUCCGAUCUCUUUUCUCCUGCAGCCUCUCCUGAAUGUUAUCGGGGCUUGUACAGCAAUUUGUUGAAUCAUUUUGUUAAUAGUAGUUGAGUGUUUUGCUGUUUUGGGUUUUUAAGCUAAAGUCUUUGUUACUCAUCCUGCAGCGUUUUCUCCUCUUCAAGCCACAGAUGCACACAGAGCUAGCACGACAUGCUAGCGCGGUCAGGAGGUGUCGCGAACGAACAAACGCUAGUAAUGCUAAAAUGUACCGUCAUGUGGCUGUUUUAGCUGUUGAGCUAACAGCUAACUCAUUAGCCAGCCAGGCGCACACAAGUGUGAGCUACCGUUAAACUUUGCAAGCUAAUGCUAACCUGUUCUUCAGUGUUUCUCUUUAAGAUGUUCAAACUAUUGUAGCUGUUGAGCUAACAGCUAGCCAGCCGAGAACAAUUAUCGACAGAUUGUCCCGAAAACACGACUAACGAGCUACAAUAGCUUCCUCCAAUUUCCCUCCGAUGUUUGGACAGUUGUUGGUCAAUUGCACAAAUUUGUGAGUCAAAGUAAACAAACAUUGAAUAUGAACAAUUCCUUCCCCUUGUGAGUCAAUCUACAAAAUUUGACUCUUUAGCUAGGCGAGAAUUUUCGUGCUUAUUUUGAUUAAAUUUCUACUGUUGCCAUGCUAGCCUCAUUAGCCCGUUAGCACCUUGCUGAUCUGUGUGUACCUGUCGGUCUUGUCGUCAUCAGAUCGCCGAGCGGAUUCAAACAUCGAGGGGUUUCUAAAAUCAGAGCUUUUCCAUUAGGUCACGUUUUCACAGAACCACGUAAUGUGCCAAUGAUUGUUGACGGCAGCACUGAGCGAGUCACAUGUUACUGAAUCCAGUGGAGGUCACUUUAAAUUGCACUGAAUCAAAGUGAGUCUCUUCUAGUGCGACUGGUUCUGCGCUUCAGGCACAAACCUCGCUCCAUUGUUACCGGGGAAAUUCGGGAGGGGAUUAAAUUUGACUCGUGUACGAAGUCGUGGUCAUUCUUCAGCCAAAGCUUUCACCGCCAUGAGUCUGACUGUCGGUGUAUUUGCAUUUCAUGUGUUCACGUGUACGCUAACGCAUUUCUAUGUAUGUUUUCCAUUGAGGGCUAUUUCUGAGGGUCACAUGUUGAGCCUGCGAGUCUGACAUGAAAUGUGCUCGUUUCCUUUUUUUGUAAAAUCUAAUUUUGUUGCAAAAUGCACACACGCGAAAAUUUUGCACUGAAGUGACUAUCCUGCCGAAGUAGAGCUGUCGCCGGAUCUCCCGGCUCGGAGGCGUCGAGAGAUUUGUAAAAAGAUAGUUUUGGGUUUUACAAUAACAAGUUUGUGUAAUCUACCAGCCACAUUGGCGAGUAACUCAACGUUAUUUUCCUGCCAUUUUAACGAUGAACUUGAAACUGUUUGUACUCCCGUCCCCAGCGUCUACGUCCCGAUCCAUCCGUGAUAGUCCGGUCGUCUCUCGCUUCCGUCUCCGCUCUGUCUCGUUGCUCGCUCUAGAAUUCUUUCUUUCAGUGUUUUGAGGUUUGUGUAGAUAUGUAAACGAAGAAAACCACAAAAAAAAAAUGUAGUACUAAUAACCAGUUUCUGUCUCGAUCGUCGGCUCUCACGCGUCACCGUGGCUGUUGGAUAGGUAUUGCUCUUGUGGCGGUCUUGUGUUAGCUUAGCCUCUCGUUAGCUUAGCCUCUCGUCCUAGUGUAGAAGACGUCCCGCUGCGGGUGCCCCCCCCCCCCCGCGUCCCUGCCGCUGUCUCGUGACUCUAGCUCUUAUCUCGUGGUGUCUCUGUCUUCUCGGUGUAGAUGAAACCUGUCGGAGGCUCGUUGGGUUCGAUGCUUCGCUCGCCUCCAGCUUCAAGUCUCUCGUUCUUCUCGCUUUCAGCUUCACUCCGGUGUCCGUUAGGAUCCUCGUCUUUCUUUUCUCUUUUCGCGUCUUCGCCUCCUGGUCGAGACGUCAACAAACUGUUACUGAUUGGACCGUUGAAUCCCACGUGGAGAUUGGCUCUAGAAGCUUAUGGUCCAGCCAUGUUUGGAAAUGAGCUAAAUGCUAACAGAUAGCAGGUAGCAACUGAACCAGCUGCUGUGUGGACUCUCUUCACCAGUUGCCACAAUUUCCCAACUAAAUUGUUAAAAUAACUUUGAUAGAACAAAAUCUAUAGAGUCUAAAGCCUCAAACCCUCCAGGGUCCAGAAUGAAAAGACUCUUUCUUUAAUGGCCGCCUCCUCUUUCCGUCUUUCUGUCUCUUAUCCGAUGUGAUAAAUUGUCGCAUCAGGAAGCGAAGCCGCUUUGAUGCAAAAUCAAAUCAUGUCAUUGAGGAUCUGAUCAUUUCUGAUGUUGAAUAAAUAUCCUG
Messenger RNA from Limanda limanda (common dab), 5942 nucleotides. Its product is annotated as phosphatidylinositol-binding clathrin assembly protein. Bases 1002 to 2843 code for a protein of 613 amino acids. Gene Ontology annotation, biological process: synaptic vesicle budding from presynaptic endocytic zone membrane; clathrin coat assembly; clathrin-dependent endocytosis. Gene Ontology annotation, molecular function: clathrin heavy chain binding; 1-phosphatidylinositol binding; SNARE binding. Gene Ontology annotation, cellular component: clathrin-coated pit; clathrin-coated vesicle; synaptic vesicle. The transcript has 19 exons. NCBI's taxonomy places the organism in Eukaryota, Metazoa, Chordata, Actinopteri, Pleuronectiformes, Pleuronectidae. The record is from RefSeq and is a predicted model, not a curated record.